Messenger RNA from Acanthocheilonema viteae, 633 nucleotides. The record is from the annotation of a GenBank genome assembly. NCBI's taxonomy places the organism in Eukaryota, Metazoa, Nematoda, Chromadorea, Rhabditida, Onchocercidae.
AUGCAAAUAUUGGGAAAAAAUUUGAGUGAAAUAAGAAAACAUCAACCAAAAAAACGUUUAAGUAUUUCAACAGUUUCACGAGUUGGGCUGCAGUUGGUAACAGCCUUGAAAGCUGUGCAUGAUAUUGGAUAUAUACAUCGAGAUGUGAAACCUUCGAAUAUUUGCAUUGGACUUUAUCCACAUAAACGAAUAAUUUACAUUGUCGAUUUUGGUAUGGCUCGACAAUAUCGCUUUGAUGAUGGUAUGGUACGAAAAGAACGGUAUUAUGCUGGUUUCCGAGGUACCAUGCGGUAUGUAUCCGUUACGGUACACGAGAGGCGAGAUCAGGGUCCUGUCGAUGAUUUCUGGAGUAUGUUCUAUUCGCUGAUCGAACUGCUUCAGGGUUCGCUACCGUGGAGUUCAUUUGUGGAACCGAAUGAAAUUGCAAAAUACAAGAAAAAUGUCACUUUUGAUGAAUUUGGAAGAUUGGUGCCAAAAGAAAUGGAGACAAUAAUGAAACAUUUAUCACAGUUGCAUUAUCAUCAAAUUCCCGAUUAUGAACUUCUCACAGGAGAGUUCAAUAAAGUGUUACCAAAAAAUACACCAGAAGAUUUGCAAUAUGAUUGGGAAACAGCAAAAAUUGAUCCAAAUUAA